Messenger RNA from Nematocida ausubeli, 171 nucleotides. RefSeq lists its product as uncharacterized. The annotation marks the transcript as partial. The transcript has a single exon. Gene Ontology annotation, molecular function: protein heterodimerization activity. Lineage: Eukaryota; Fungi; Microsporidia. The record is from RefSeq and is a predicted model, not a curated record.
CUAACACUUCGUGCAUGGCAGUGCACAGAAAAAGGAAAAAGACGAAUACUUCAGCGAGGCGACAUCUGCUCUGCUGCUAAGUCCUCUGAUGUGUUCGACUUUCUUAUAUACCUUAUGCCAAAGGGAGCUGGCAUAGUUGAGCUAAAUAUGAAUUCCCAGACUAAAUACUAA